Molecule: messenger RNA, 3114 nt
Organism: Esox lucius (northern pike)
Lineage: Eukaryota; Metazoa; Chordata; Actinopteri; Esociformes; Esocidae
Gene: nos1apa
Product: nitric oxide synthase 1 (neuronal) adaptor protein a
Exons: 12
Coding region: 415-2622 (735 amino acids)
Molecular function (GO): nitric-oxide synthase binding
Source: RefSeq, a predicted model, not a curated record
CAUAACGCCUUACUAGUAGGAAAAACGGCAAGACUAGGAAAACAACGCUUUUUGUCUGUUCGGGCAGGCCUGGUAUUGUUGGUGCGCUCUCGUCCAAGAAAGUAACACUUUGCUACUUAUUUCGGACGUGAGUCGAUUUGCGGACUAGUGACGAUUGUUUCUAUAGGCUGUUAGAACGAGAAUCCAGCCUACUUGCGCGAUCUGUAGACACUAAGUUAACACCUCCUACUCUACUGGAUACUAGAGUGACGCUCCGGUCUGGGACGACUGUAUGCUACAAGCUGCGAUGGACCGCUUGAAUUAAGGAAUUUAGGACUCCUGAUUUUUUGUUAUAUUUGAGCGGUUUGGCAUUGUUUUGGAUUAACAAUUACGUUCGUCCCCUUUCCGUGCAUUGUGAAGACGGAUUGAGUAGUCAUGCCAGCGAAAACAAAGUACAAUCUAGUUGAUGAUGGCCAUGAUUUGAGAAUUCCAUUGCAUAACGAGGAAGCAUUUCAACAUGGGAUCAACUUCGAAGCCAAGUACAUCGGCAGUCUGGACGUGGCGCGUCCGAACAGCAGAGUGGAGAUCGUGGCUGCUAUGAGGAGAAUACGGUAUGAAUUCAAAGUGAAAAACAUCAAGAAGAAGAAGGUCAACAUCAUCGUCUCAGUGGAUGGAGUGAAAGUGGCGCUAAGAAAAAAGAAAAAAGUGAGUCUGUUUAUAAAGAAGGAGUGGACGUGGGAUGAGAGUAAGAUGAUGGUGAUGCAGGAUCCCAUUUACAGGAUAUUUUAUGUGUCCCAUGACUCGCAGGACCUGAAGAUCUUCAGCUACAUCGCCAGAGAUGGACAGAGUAACGUUUUCCGCUGUAAUGUCUUCAAGUCCAAGAAGAAGUCUCAGGCCAUGCGUAUCGUACGGACAGUGGGCCAGGCAUUCGAAGUGUGUCACAAACUCAGCUUGCAGCACACACACCAGAACGCAGAUGGACAGGAGGAUGCAGACAGUGACAAAAACUGCAAUGAGGAGUCCACACUUUCAGCACUGGAGUUAAAGGGAGCGGAGAAGCCUGCAGUUGCUGUGGAGACAGACAUUGACGCGGAGGAGGCUACCUUACCGUUACCGGACAGUACGGUGGAGGAGUUUAACCGCGGGGUCACUGACCUAGACGGAGUGGAAGCUAGCACCAAGACUGACCACACACACCUCAAUAACCUGGUCAACGACCAGAAGGUUCCAGAGGAGGACUCUCUACUGCUGGCAUCUCCCAGGAUGCUCCUGCCGCUGUCGGGUACUCUCCCACCCAGCGCCCCCCUGUCAGUCCAUCACCAGAUCCAGCUGUUACAGCAACAACUACAGCAACAGCAGCAACAGACUCACGUAGCCGUGGCCCAGGUGCACCUGCUGAAGGACCAACUGAGUGCGGAGGCCACAGCCAGACUGGAGGCCCAGGCCAGAGUGCACCAGCUUCUGCUCCAGAACAAGGACCUCCUGCAGCACAUCUCUCUGCUGGUCAGACAGAUCCAGGAGCUGGAGCUCAAACUGUCCGGGCCCAGCUCCAUGGGUUCUCAGGACAGCCUGUUGGAGAUAACUUUCCGCUCUACUGUCCCGCCAGUGCUGUGUGACCCUACGACCCCGCGACCCCAGGACCACGCUAACCACAGCCUGCUGGGCCAGGACGGGACGGUUGCCCCCCUCUCCUCCUCCUCCCUGCCCCUGGGCAGUCCUCUAGUCGACCAGAGUAUGUUUGAGAACUCCAAUGCCUCCAGAGCUUCUGGUCAGGGCCUUCAGACAUCCAGGCUGACCCAAGCCUCCACCCGUCGUUCCUUGGUCACGGCUAACCCUGCCGUGGGUACAGGCCCUGCAGAGGCGUCCUUCACCAAUACUGGAGGUCAGCAGAGGCUGAAGAACGCCCUGAAUCUUGGCAAGGCAGUUGGGGCAAAGGUCAACGACCUGCUGCGGAGGAAGGAGCCCAGUCUUAUAGAAGACAUUGGCGUAACAGAGGUCAAUAAGAAUGUAGGAGCAGUCUGGAGCAAUAUGGAAAUGAACCAGAGGACUACCACUAAUAGUCACGCCUCUCCAGAGGCCUUCCCCCGUCUGGAGCCCCCGCCCCCUGGUAAGAAGAGGCUCCCCCGCGCCCUGAAGACCACCCAGGACAUGAUGAUCUCACCCGACCCCGUCGUCACCACGCCCCCCGAGACCCCUGAUCACUCCCUCCUCUCAUCCCCGGAAAACACCCCCCUUAUCAGCAAGGAGCAAGCCCCGCCCCAGGGGAAAAGAAACAAGGAGAAUGACGUUGGGGGAGAUGGACUGACUGGCCCGCUGGAUAGUGAAAGGAGGGAGGAGGAGGUGAAAAUGGAGAGGAAUGGGAGCAAUAGGAUGGAGGGCGUAGAGGAGGGUGUGGUGGAGGAGAGUGCAGAGGGAGAGCAGACUCAGCUCCAGCUGUCUGUCCCGGACCUCAUCCAUAAGGACCACCCGGACCCCCACAGGUCCAAAACAUCCGAGCCCAGUCUGGAGUCGGGAGCGGACGUAAGGCUGGCUUCCACUCCCCUGAAAGAUCCCUACAGGAUCAGCCUGAGUGUGAGUGAAGACGGACUGAUGGAGAACACAGAAGAGUCUGAACAGCACCCAGACCUGCUCUCCUUCGAGUAGGAACACUCACAAACGGAUGUAAAGACCAACACUAGGGUUUCCCAAACAUCAACUCCAGUCUCCCCAGACGUUUCACGUUUUCGUUUGAAUCCUUAACUCACUGAAUCCAUUAGUCCACAAAUUCAAAAGCCUUUGAAUACUUGAACCCAUGCGACAAUUGAACCACUCCGGGUUUAAAACCAACUGUGAAACAUCCGGGGAGACCUGAGGAGAGGUUUGGGGAAACCAUGGCCUGUACACACAGGUCCUGCCUCCAGGAGAGAGAUGUAUGGGGAAAUUGGUGCGGAGGACUUGGCAGAUGGAGAGGUGAAAACAGAGUUUGUUUCUGUGAGAAAAAGAAAGACAGAGAGGAUGUUUUGAAGUAGACCCUGGCAUAGGGUUAGAGGACAGAUCCAGAGAGAGUAGUUUGUAUGUGAGUAUGAAAUGGCUCCGGUGGGAGUAGAGCGGAUAGAGGGGCAGAUGGAGGGGCGGGUAGAGGGGCAGGUAGAGGGG